AAUAACCUCCUUACUCAGUGUCGCUGAGGUGGACCUUGUCGGAAGUCGUAAGGAAGAGGACAGGAGAGCUGCUGUCUGGGACGUCCAGUGGGUGAAACAUGAAGGUCGGGACUGUUAAUGGAUGGCCAGGAGAGAAGUGACCCCCGUGUGGAAGUCCUUUGCUGCAGCUCACAACUGACUCCAAGAUGCUUCAAAACAUUCAGUACACGAAACUGCGAUGGUUGCUAACCAUUGGUGGACUACUCUUGUACAUUGCGGACAUCUGGACAGAUCUGGCACUCUCCGUGAAGUACGUUCUCGACGAACGUUAUAUAUUGUCAGCACUGACUUUGGGGUUUGUUCUGGUCGGGAUGCUUGUGACUCAGACUUUCAGCUAUGCCUGGUACAAGGAUGACAUCAAUGAUGUGUUCAUAAACCCUCAAGGAAUAGCGACAAUAUCAGGAAUAUCCAAAUGUGGGCUUGCUGUCUUCCAUUUGUGUGGUGCAGGUAUUUUCACCAGGUACUACCACCUGCUCAAAAAUGGGUUCCGUGUGGUUUGGACCAAUUCCUCCAAAGAGGAAGAGACAAAGGAAGUGCACCAUCGUCUGUUUUGCCAAGCCACCGACCUCAGCAUGCUCAAACUAUUUGAGGCUUUUUUGGAGAGUGCACCCCAACUUCUACUCCAGAUCUACAUAGCUCUGCACCAUGGCGACACCUCCAUCAUACAGUAUUUGUCUAUGGUCCUGUCCUGUUUUAACAUCGCCUGGGCCCUGGUGGACUAUCGGCGCUGCCUGCGGAGGUCCCUCCCCCACGUCACGGAGAUGCCCUCUGGACUCCCCACUGCGAUUUACCUGCUCUACAAGCUCUGCACCAUCAGCAGCCACGUCCUCAGCUACAGCCUCCUCCUGAUGCUCAGCCCCUACAGCGUGAUCGCCUUGGCCAUCUUGUGGCUGCUGGCGACAACGUGGUCACACCUGCUUCAAACCCACUUCUGCUCAACCAGAAGUCACGAGAUGCUCUACCGGGCCGUGGUGGGGUUCAUACUGACGUUCACCUUCUUUAACGUGAAAGGUCAGGGCACCAGAGUAGCCAUGAUAGUCUAUUACUUUCUCUACUCUCUUAUCAACAUGACAACACCGUUACUAUUGCUUUUGCUGAUGCCUGAGGUGCAGACGGCCACGUUCUUUCUUGGCAUCACAGGAUUAAUUUUUGGAAACUCCGUGCUGGGGCUGGUGUUUUUGGUGCUGUACUACCUCCACCUGCACCCCAGGGAGAAGAAGCGUGAGGCCGACGAGGUGGACGGACUGAGAAAGGAAGCAGAGACUGGGAGGAUAAGACACUUUUUGCAACCUUGAUGAAGAAUGGUCAUAAAUAUAUGAUGUAAUAUAAGCUGCUGUUAGUUAUCUCAUGUCCUGAGGUUUCCAUUAUUAUGCAUGAUGCAGUGAAGUGCAACCUAUGGUACUUUGGAUAGUAUGUACAGUAUAUACAGUAUGUAUUCCAUAUUUAUUGAAUAAUAUAUACACACUGGUAUCAGUCUGCUGCUGCUCAGCCCAAUAUUCUCUUUCAUUUGCAUUUAAAUUGUGGGCUACAAA
Messenger RNA from Dunckerocampus dactyliophorus (ringed pipefish), 1571 nucleotides. RefSeq names its product XK, Kell blood group complex subunit-related family, member 9 (gene xkr9). Gene Ontology annotation, biological process: phosphatidylserine exposure on apoptotic cell surface; engulfment of apoptotic cell; apoptotic process involved in development. Gene Ontology annotation, cellular component: plasma membrane. The record is from RefSeq and is a predicted model, not a curated record. NCBI's taxonomy places the organism in Eukaryota, Metazoa, Chordata, Actinopteri, Syngnathiformes, Syngnathidae. The transcript has 4 exons. Bases 186 to 1334 code for a protein of 382 amino acids.